Peronospora matthiolae is the source of this 744-nucleotide messenger RNA. NCBI's taxonomy places the organism in Eukaryota, Oomycota, Peronosporomycetes, Peronosporales, Peronosporaceae. The record is from the annotation of a GenBank genome assembly.
AUGAAUAUGUUGGAUGAUGAAGAUGACCAAAGCUUUCACGCUACGCGUGAAGGCUACUCCCAUUUGAGCGAUGUCGAAUGGGAUGCGGUUGAACGGAUGGGUUCAACCAUGGGCAUCCAUGAUGUUAGCGUCAUGCUAGAGGCUCUCAAUAGAGAUGCCCAACAUGCUACUAUCGCCAAGUUCAUUCAAAAUGAACUUGACGCAGAACGCGAGAAAGUAGCCUUGCUUCACCAACAAGGUUCUCAACAAGCAGAGUUGUUGAGAGAACAGGGUGCUCAACAGUUUGAACUGUUGAGACAGCAGCAGGCUGCUGCUGGUGUGUCGAUGCACUCGCGUCGACCCGAGACCUUGAAGAUUGACAUCUCCAAGGCGCGUCGCAUCGACGACGGGGAUAUGCAAGUUGCAUUUGCCCAGUCAAAUCUGGCAGGACGUGCCAAGACUUGGGCACUGGGGCUCAAGCUGCACGACCCAUAUGCGUUUGGGUCGUUGGAAGUCUUCAAGUCGCGGCUUAGACAAACGUUUGAACCGCCUAGAGCUGAGUUCAGAGCUCGAACUGAACUCUUGAAGAUCAAGCAGGGUAAGCGUGAUGUGCACGCUUACGCGCAACAUAUACGACAUCUCACGAGUUGUAUAAGCUCUAACCCGGUGGAUGAACACACGUUGGUUUCGGUGUUCAUGCAGGGUCUUGCGGAUGGUCCCGUCAAGACUCACCUGUUCCGAAUUGAACUAGAUUCACUAGAGUAA